AUGUCUUCCGUCGGCAACGAAACUCACCCCUUCUCCCCCAUGCCUCCGCCUCCUACUGCGCUCGGCAAGUACCGCACUCUGAGCCCACACGCCGGUGUCCGUGUAUCCCCUCUCACUCUGGGAGCGAUGUCUGUUGGUGAUCAAUGGGCAAAGUUCGGUAUGGGGGCGAUGGACAAGGAGAGUAGUUUCAAGUUGCUCGACGCUUACUAUAAAGCGGGGGGCAACUUCAUCGACACGUCGAACAACUAUCAAGAAGAAUCGUCUGAGAAGUUCAUAGGCGAGUGGCUGCAGGCUCGCGGCAUUCGCGAUGAGAUGGUCAUCGCUACCAAAUAUACGACACCUUACAAGCGUAUUGAUGACUCGGUCGGAAUCAAGAUCAACUACGGGGGAAACCACACCAAGAGUCUGCACGUCUCGGUCGAGCAGUCUCUCAAGAAGUUGCGCACGUCGUAUAUCGACAUUCUCUAUCUGCACUGGUGGGACUGGAGUAGCGGCACGGUAGAGAUCAUGAACGCCCUUCACAAUCUGGUCGUCUCUGGCAAAGUCUUGUACUUGGGGAUUUCCGAUACACCGGCAUGGAUCGUCGCGGACGCUAACAGAUACGCGAUUGAUCACGGCAAGACGCCGUUCGUCAUCUAUCAAGGCCGUUGGAACGUUCUCUCCCGCGACUUUGAGCGUGAGAUCAUCCCAAUGGCACGCCACCUUGGCCUCGCGCUUGCGCCUUGGGACGUCCUAGCGAGUGGUAAGAUUCGCACGGAUGCAGAGGAGGAGGCGCGUCGCACGACGGGUGAGCACGGUCGUGACCUAUGGGGUCGGGGUUGGGAGCGCAAUGAGAACGAGAGGAAGAUGGCGUCUCAACUCGAGAAGAUAGCUGCUGAAGUUGGUACCAAGAGCAUCCAAGCCGUGGCCAUUGCCUAUGUCUUGCAGAAGACGCCGUAUGUCUUCCCGAUCGUCGGGGGCCGCAAGGUUGAGCAUUUGCACGCGAACAUCGAAGCGCUCGAGAUUGCCCUCACGAAGGAACACAUCAAGCAGAUAGAGGGCGUCGUGCCCUUCGACGCCGGUUUCCCUCACAACCUCUUUGGUCGGGAAGAUGAUGAAUCGCUUAGCCCGCUUCUGACCAUCGGUGGUCAUUUCGAUCGCUGGCCUCUCCGACAGGCCAUUGUUCCCAAGAACGAAUGA
Molecule: messenger RNA, 1179 nt
Organism: Peniophora sp. CBMAI 1063
Lineage: Eukaryota; Fungi; Basidiomycota; Agaricomycetes; Russulales; Peniophoraceae
Source: the annotation of a GenBank genome assembly